Molecule: messenger RNA, 1491 nt
Organism: Parnassius apollo (apollo)
Lineage: Eukaryota; Metazoa; Arthropoda; Insecta; Lepidoptera; Papilionidae
Source: the annotation of a GenBank genome assembly
UUGGUCGAGAAAUGGGGGCUGACGCCUGUCCUCAGGCCGAGGCAGGAAUGCCCCCGGGCCCAGGAACCAGGCGAAGACCAAAGGUCAUUACCAAAGCUUUACAACUCGGAAGAGGAACAAGGGAGACCACCUCAGGGUGGAGUAGUGACAUUCGAGCCGAUCCAGCACGAUCACGACUUCUGCGAGAGGGUGGUGAUCAAUGUGAGCGGUUUGAAAUUCGAAACACAACUUCGGACUUUGAACCAAUUCCCGGAGACUUUGCUGGGCGAUCCCGCGCGGAGAAUACGGUAUUUUGAUCCUAUACGGAACGAAUACUUCUUCGACCGUAAUCGCCCUUCUUUCGACGCAAUCCUGUACUACUAUCAAAGCGGAGGGCGGCUUCGCCGUCCUGUUAACGUACCGCUGGACGUAUUCUCCGAAGAAAUUAAAUUUUACGAACUUGGCGAACAAGCCACAAACAAAUUCCGUGAGGAUGAGGGCUUCAUAAAGGAGGAGGAGAAACCCUUGCCCGCUAACGAGCGCCAGCGCAAAAUCUGGCUCCUCUUUGAAUACCCAGAGAGCUCCCAAGCGGCCCGAGUUGUUGCAAUUAUCUCCGUGUUUGUAAUUCUCCUGUCAAUUGUUAUCUUCUGCCUCGAGACCCUCCCAGAGUUCAAACAUUACAAAGUGUUCAACACCACAACCAACGGCACCAAGAUCGAGGAAGACGAAGUACCAGACAUCACAGAUCCGUUCUUCCUCAUCGAGACGCUGUGUAUAAUCUGGUUUACCUUCGAGUUGAUAGUGCGGUUUUUGGCUUGUCCGAACAAAUUUAAUUUCUUCAGAGACGUCAUGAACAUCAUAGACAUAAUUGCUAUUAUUCCCUAUUUCAUCACUCUUGCUACUGUGGUUGCUGAAGAAGAGGAUACCUUGAACUUACCUCGAGCGCCUGUAUCCCCACAAGAUAAAUCCACCAAUCAAGCAAUGAGCCUCGCUAUACUCCGUGUGAUUCGUCUGGUGCGAGUCUUCAGGAUUUUCAAAUUAUCUCGCCACUCCAAGGGUCUUCAAAUUCUUGGACGCACUCUAAAAGCGUCUAUGCGUGAGCUCGGACUUCUAAUAUUCUUCUUAUUUAUAGGUGUGGUGCUGUUUUCCUCCGCGGUGUACUUCGCUGAAGCCGGAAGUGAGAACAGCUUCUUCAAAUCCAUACCUGAUGCGUUUUGGUGGGCGGUCGUGACAAUGACGACCGUAGGAUACGGAGACAUGACGCCGGUUGGAGUGUGGGGCAAGAUCGUGGGAUCACUCUGUGCGAUCGCUGGCGUACUCACCAUUGCUCUGCCUGUACCCGUCAUCGUGUCCAAUUUCAACUACUUCUAUCACCGUGAGACUGAUCAAGAGGAAAUGCAAUCACAAAACUUCAACCACGUCACCAGUUGUCCGUAUCUACCAGGGACUAUGGGGGAGCCUUACUUGAGUGGGAAGGACGAUGAGAAGGACGACGUGUGCGGUGAACAGUGA